AUGCAGGCAGCAACAGCAACGCACUGGAACCAAGCCAUCUUCCUACGAUUACAGGAACGCGAUGCUCUCGAGAAGCAACACGAUGCCGUGUUUCAACAUUAUCGCAAGCUUGCUGAACAGACGCGUCUACUUAAGCAGCGCAAUCGAGCGCUUCUGAAUGCGGCCGCCACUGCGCCAUCCGCAUCAGCUGCGGGCACAUCGAGCUCGGUCGCAGGCUCAUCUUCGCCCUCAUCUUUGUCCAGCGCGGCGGCGAACCCGGUUCAGCUCGCCUACAUUACCUCUCUCGAGCAGCAGCUCUCCGGCCUGCGCGAUGAGGUGGCGACCCUCUACAAAACGCAAGGCCAAAAUGCACAGCGUCUGCUGCUCAUGAGCGAAUCGCACCGCGAAAAGGAAGACGAGGCGCGUCGUCAGUCGGAAGCGCUCGCCAAACUUCAGCUCGAACAUGAGAAGCUCAAACGACAGGCGGAUGAUCUAAUACAUGCAGGCGGAGAGAAGGACAGAGGCAUUCAGAUCCUGCAAGACGAAUUGGCCACGCUCAGUCUCGAAUUGAGCCAGAUCGAAGCGAGGAACCAGGACCUGAAGAAGGACAACGCUAGCUUGUUGCAGCGCUGGCUGGACCGGAUGAAUGAAGAGGCCGAAAAGAUGAACGAGGGCACCAUCUGGCUAGAGGAAGUUCGGAAGAGGAGGGAGAGCUCGACGCAGCCGACUGCUCCAAGUGCUGGGUCACCGUCACCCUCGGCGACAUCCACGACCAAAUCGUGA
Messenger RNA from Sporisorium graminicola, 762 nucleotides. RefSeq lists its product as uncharacterized. The record is from RefSeq and is a predicted model, not a curated record. The transcript has 2 exons. Gene Ontology annotation, biological process: autophagosome assembly. Bases 1 to 762 code for a protein of 253 amino acids. Gene Ontology annotation, cellular component: autophagosome membrane. NCBI's taxonomy places the organism in Eukaryota, Fungi, Basidiomycota, Ustilaginomycetes, Ustilaginales, Ustilaginaceae.